Erpetoichthys calabaricus (reedfish) is the source of this 2018-nucleotide messenger RNA. RefSeq names its product RAS-like, estrogen-regulated, growth inhibitor (gene rerg). The record is from RefSeq and is a predicted model, not a curated record. Bases 495 to 1094 code for a protein of 199 amino acids. NCBI's taxonomy places the organism in Eukaryota, Metazoa, Chordata, Cladistia, Polypteriformes, Polypteridae. The transcript is spliced from 5 exons. Gene Ontology annotation, molecular function: GTP binding; GTPase activity.
CCGGUUAUUAUGCAAUGGCAUUCGCUUUAACAUAAAAAAAAAUCAGCUUUUGCCUCUUUCUAACUGAUCGUGAUUCCACGCGCACUCCACUCCAGGAUUUGUUCACGACCUCCCACAGGAGUGCCCCCCACUUCCCCACUCCCUCCCCAGGUCUGGAGUGUUACGAUGUGAAAGACAGCGGCACCUUUUCGUCUUCUGUAACAAGUCAGAGAAACAUUCGAAUGGGAUUUUAUCCGAUGCCGGGUGGGUUCGCUGCCUGCACUAGGACAUAGACAAACCACAGCGCAACACCUGACAUUGGAGCCACUGACUCAAAAACUGUUAACAGCCAAGCGAGGAUCUUUAUUUCUUUUCUGGUGGCUUUGCUCCAACUGGACUGAUGAAUACUUAUGUAGAAAUUGCCUUGCGAUGUUGAGGGUGAUGAAAGAAGAUUCCAGUGAAAGCCAAUAAUUGGGCUUUAUUACAUUCUUUGAGAUUUGCAUCCCUUUUCUCCAAUGGCAAAAAGUCCAGAGGUGAAACUUGCCAUCUUUGGCACAGCUGGAGUCGGAAAAUCAGCUCUUGUGGUGAGAUUCCUUACCCGACGGUUUAUCUGGGAGUACGAUCCAACUUUAGAGUCAACUUAUCGUCAUCAAGUAAAUAUUGAUGAUGAAGCAGUAUCCAUGGAAAUACUAGACACAGCUGGUCAGGAAGAUCUACUUCAGAGAGAAGGCCAUGUAAGAUGGGGAGAUGGAUUUGUUAUUGUGUAUGACAUUACAGACCGAGGCAGCUUUGACGAAGUGGUGCCUCUUAAGAACUUCCUGGAUGAGAUUAAAAAGCCAAAGAAUGUCACUCUGAUCCUGGUAGGUAACAAAGCUGAUUUAGAGCACUCACGGAAAGUCUCCACCGAGGAAGGUGAAAAACUGGCAACUGAGCUUGCCUGCGCCUUCUAUGAGUGCUCUGCUUGUACUGGAGAAGGCAGCAUAAAUGAAGCCUUUCACGAGCUCUGCAGAGAAGUAAGGCGGCGCAAAAUGAUUCAAGGAAAGACAAGGAGACGGAGCUCCACCACUCACGUCAAGCAAGCAAUCAACAAAAUGUUGACCAAGAUAAGCAGCUAAAAACAAUAGUCGUUCCAUAAUAUUUCAAAAAAAGGAGUUUAAAAACUUUGAAUUAAAUGAGAAUAUGCACUAAUUUAAAACAUGAUGGGAUCUAAAAAAUGUGCUUCAAAAAUAAAAAAAUGUAAGAAAAACUCCUACACAGCUUGUAUACAGCAUUUUACCAAGAAUAUAUGACAUCUGAAUUUGUAAGGUUGACAUCAGACACGAUGAAAUGCAGCUUUGUGGAAGGCAAAAGCUUUGUGUACCUGGCGCUUGUGUGAUGAACAGAUGCCACUGUUUAGCAGCAUGCACUUAUCUUUUAUUGUGAUUUGUCUGUUAACCUUUAUUCUAGUCAACAAAGUGUCUAUUUAAGUUAGUUUGAGAACAUAGUCCUGAAAAACCUCUGCAAAAAAGCAAAUUUAAAUUCAGAGAUAAUACAUUGUAGGGAAAAAAGAAAUACACACUAAUACAAAGAGAAAUGUCAAACACAAAGUGUUGCGACAAGACAAAUGCCCACAAGUCUAUUUAGACUUAAGCAAAUCCAAGUAAUAAAACAAUACUCUGCAAAACUGUUUUCACAACAUUUUCUUAAGGAAAAAAUUAUAUAUAUAGUAUAAAUAGUACUUGAUUUCACUAUAGCAAGUCAAAAUGCUCAUGUUGUUCUCAUAGGUUAGGCUAUGUGAACAAAGAAGCAGUUCUAGCAACCAUAAAGUUGAAAAAUUCUAAAGUAAACUGGUUACAGUAUAUACAAGAAAUGCUUUUCUGUGUCAUGCAGUGUAAGUAUGGCAAGUAAGUCAUAUUGUUGUACUUUCCCCAAACUGUUUAUGCAAUAUUUACAGUGUCAUAAAGUAUGUUGAAAUGUGAUCUGCAAGUAAAUAAUGCUUAAACAAGGCUGAAAUGAAAUGAUCUAAAUGGUGUUAAAUAAAAUUAUCUGGAUGAACAAUA